UACGUCGUAGACACGUCGGCUACGAACCGUUUAUCGGCUACGAAUCGCUACACAAGUUUUGCUACGGUGAAUUAUCGAACUCUGUGAUUUGAUUUUACAGUGAGUGAUGGUGAAUUACAACAGUGACAAAAGGUGAUUUCAGAUUUAUUAUCAACGGAUUUUUGGAGAUGAUUUUAAUUGACUGAAUUGAAGUUAUUGGUAGAAGGUAUGCGGGCUCGCAAGGUCCCCGCUACCUUGCUACUGUUGCUCUUUGCAAUAGAAGCUCUAGACGCAAACAGAAGGAAGCAAAAAGAAAAAAUAGUGCCACAGAUAAUCAACAUCUGCGAUAUUAGUGACAGAGACUCCAAAGUGCAUUGCUACUGUGAAUUCAGCCAAGAAAUAAACGAAGCCACUAAGACCGAAUGCUGGGUCUUCAACGGAGGUAUAGAGAAAACAGAUCCUUUAUGGACAAGUUUCAGUUCUCAAUCAAAUAUAGAAACGCUAGCCUUCAACGUAAGAGCAGACGGAGGAUUAGACUUUGUACCAACGAAAGUGCUCAGAUAUUUGAGGAAACUGAAACAUGUUAGCAUGAAAUACAGUUCAAUUCCAAAAAUAGAACCGAACACAUUCGUUAAUACAAGUUCGGUACAAGAGAUAACACUUACGAAGAAUCAAAUUUCGUUUCUAAGUAAACAUUCUUUUUAUAACCUUCCUAACCUCACUGUUCUAACAUUGGACGAGAACAGAAUAAAAGAGAUCGUAACUGAUACUUUUUAUGAGCUGCCCGCAUUACAGAAGUUGUAUUUAACCAGUAAUAAUAUAAGCGUGAUCCAAGAUGGAGCAUUUCGUCUUCUUGUAAAUUUAUUGGAACUAGAAUUAGAUAGAAAUAAUAUUAGCGAGUUAAGAAAAGAAUGUUUCGAUGGGCUGGCUAAUUUGAAGCGGCUGGGUUUAAGAAGGAAUAAAUUGUCCGUUUUAAAUUCUUUUACGUUUACUGAACUGUGGAAUUUGCAGACUCUUCUGUUAGAUUACAAUGAUAUUUACAUAUUGGCACAGAGGACGUUUGAUGGAUUGUCACAGUUGAAAAAAUUGAGUAUGAGUCAUAACAAACUGGUGACAUUAGCUGGAGGUCUAUUCGAAGGAGUUAGAGGACUGGCAGCUUUGGAUUUGAGGCGCAAUAAGUUAAAGAGGUUUACUAUGGACAACAUUCGACCGAUAUAUGACAAUCUGAAGAAUCAGAACAGUUAUAUCUACUUAGAAGGUAACGAAUUCGCUUGUGACUGCCACCUGGCAUGGAUGCACAAACUCCGGCAAGAAACAAAAAGCGGAAAAAUACGAACUUCUUUUGAAAACUUCGUAUGUAAAUUAAACGGUGACCCAUCAUCAAAUUCACACUUCACUUAUUUCGAACGCAGCGUGAUGAAUAAUAAUCUUGAAGAAAAAAAAGAUUACCCUGAUACAGACGAUGUUUUCCAUGACGAAAUAGACGAUGCUUAUGCUGAAGAUACUAAAGUUGUCAGAGCGGAGAAUGAGAGAAUAUUAUUACAAAUACCGAUUGAUUUAUUGCCCUGUCCUGUGGACGUGAAAACGGUGACAGAUAGAACAUAUACAUACCCUUCACAGAACGAGGCGAAAGAUUACAGAAAUCUUAUACAGACAUCCAAAUUAUCGACGGUUCACAAAAAUAUUCCCAUUUUCCUCCUUCUCGGACAUUUAUUAUUUACGACAUUGGGACUUUUAUAUUAGGUAACGUUUUUUGGUGACUGGGGAAAAUGUAAAUAAAUAAAUAUUGUACUUAGAUGUAUUUUAAGCCAGGCCAGGUCUAGUGAGAAUCAGAUACAUCUGAUGUCAAUGUUGAAUGUAUUUACAGUUCAAAGCUUAAAUAAUCUGUUUGAAACAAGACACAAAUGCAAAUCGGUUUAAUGUAAAUAGUUAGUUAUAUAUACGGUUAUGUAAAAAUGUGAUAUAAACAUAAGUGUAAUUAUAUAUAAUAUUUAAAGUACAGUAAUUAAAUUAUUGUAAUUUUCUAUGGAGUUCUAUGGAAUAAAAUUGUUUAAACUUUCUCACAUACAAAAUAUUUUAAAUUUUUUGGAAUACAAUAUAAAGUAAACAAAAAAAUAUGUAAAAAGAGCAAAGUUUUACUAUCUUGUGUAAAUAUAUAAAAUAUUUAGGUAUAUCUAAGCAGAUAAGUAUCGGAUUUAUCUAGAAGAGUUUUGAAAAUGACUCGUUCACAUGUUAAUUUGUUUCGGAAAUGUAUUAAUUUAUAUUUUAAACAAAGUAAUACAAUUUAUAUUUAUGAAUAUUAUUCAAUGGUAGUUAAUUUUAAUGAGACAAAUCAAUUGAUAUGUGACAUCAAAGAUUUAUGCAGAGAUAUAAAAACAUAUUUUGUUCUUAUACGCUGCAGGCAAUAGAGAAAAGACGAGGAAAGAUGUUUGGACGCAUUAUCAAUACGACACGAUAACAAGUUCUUAGAUAGAAGAGAAAGUUGAAGCUUGGAAAAGGAAAGCCACAAAGGGCAUUCAUGGAUCAGAAGAAGAAGCAGCCGUAAUGUCGUAUAGGGAGGUAAAAUCUAUGGUAAAAGGUAGAUGUAAAUGGAGGCAGCUCCACCAACAAGAACUACGUUUUCAAAUGCUUGAUAAUGAAGAUUUAUGAAUAUGUGUGAUAGACUAAAAGUAACUAUAAAAAAAAAACAAUUAUAUAAAAUAAUUCAAGAAAUAGUAUCAUAAAACCCGAUUUAUUGUUUAUAAGAAAUUAAUUAAAAGUUAUGGAAUUCGUUAAAAGUUAUCAACAGACCAUUCAGAUUUAAAUUUCAUUGGAUGCUUACAAAAGUUUUUUUGUUAUGUUAAAUUUAUAACGUUACGUAACGUAACGUUAUGUAUUGUUUUUAUUUAAUAUUUCUUAUUGCUGACAAAAUUCUUAUUAUUUUCCAGAUUUUGUAUCUACUUGCUUGUAAAAUUACAAAAAAUACCAAUAAAAAAUACUGGGUCGUAUUCGUAAAGACUCUUUUGUUAAAUUUCCACUUAAAAUUAUAUGUAACACCAAUAAACUAUAGGCAAAUUCUAAAGCUGUAUCAAUUCUCAUAAACUAAUAUUGUUUUAUGUAAAUUGCUUUUGUGUUUUGAAAUGAGUCCGGUGUCAUUUUGUGGUUGUAUGGUAAAGCAAAUUUGAAGUAUUGUGGCUUUACAACCAAUAGCUUUACUAACAAUGGUUCGCUUUAGAAUAUAUUGAAUAUCGAUACUAUUAACAGUUCAGGACGAGGCAAUACUAAAAUUUUAAUUUAAUCACAAUUUAAAAAGUUAACCAUUACCAAUCUAUAAUAUAUUAAUUUUAAUAAUCAAACUAUCAAUGGUCUAUCGAUUGAUAAUACGAAUAAAGCUCCUUUUUUUAAUUUUGAUCUUGAAAUUGUAUUCGUUUUAUCUUUUUAUGUUGGCAUUUCGACAAUUACACCGCAAAUAGCAUUGGUUCGUUCGACAGUACCUAAUUUGUUACGGUUUUGACUAUUCUCACACUAGUGGUCUGGGCUAAUGUUUCGAAAAUAUAUAAUAGCAAGUAUGCAUAGAUAGAUUUAUUAAAAAAUAUAUAUAUAAUCAAAGUAUUCACUCCCAAUUAUAUAUGCAAAUUUGUGAUGCGUCUCUUCAGCUUUUAAAUUGUCCACUGAAAAUGACACUUCUCUAUAAAUUAUUUUAUUGUAACUGUUGGCAUAUUUUCAUUCAGAAAAUGUUGUGUAUAAACAUGAUCAUACAUUAUCAGUAGAAAUUUAAACAGAACACAGGAAUGUAUAAAGAUAAAAACCACAUCUUCCUUCCACACGAGACAUACGGACAUAAAUUGCGAGUUAAAUAAAAGCUUGUAAAAAUACUUUCAAACAUAAUUUUGUGAACAAGAUCAGUUCAAAGAAUAAAAAUGAACUCUAAAAGAAAUAUAAUUAAAGAAAAACAAUUCUAAUUAUUGAGAAAAGGAGAGGCACUUUUGAUAAAAUUUUCCUUAAUAAGCACUUUAUAUAUAAUAUAAAAUCAUUUUAUUAUUGGUGAAAAAUAGUUUUAUCAACAACUAAAGUUUAUUUGAAGUAUGAAUAAAUUUAGAGCUAAGUUAUUUAAGUAAAUUAUUUGUAGCUCAAUUGAAUCGGAGUAGAUAGGAGAUGUAUUUCGAUAAAUAAUUGGGUAAUUGGACAGUUAAAGAUAACUUAUUUUAUUUAACUUCAUUAAACUUUGAAAUGACGCUGAAUUAAAUAAACUUCUAUUUCGUUUUAGUUAAGCAUUUAAUUUGUAACUUUAAGCAGUGGCAAUAUACGUGUAUUAUUGUUUUGUGAAAACAUAAAUUAUGUUAAAAAUAUUGGAUCAUUAAUUUUUACAGUUGUAAAUAAUCAAUCAUAACUUAACUCUUUUCACUUAUUACAAAUCACAUGAAAUGUAAGUACAUUGAAAGAAAUCAAAUUACGAAAAAAAUAUUUUUCAAUAAGUUCCCUUCAGUUCAGAUUAAUAUUAUAUUUAUAACAAUUAUGGAAACUGUGAUUAACCUACUAAUUCCCGUACGGCCCGAUCUGACGUGAUGCUAUAGUUGUUCAAUUGUUUUUAUUAUCUCCAGGAUCAAAGGGUACGGUAAGAAACUAUAAGAUUAGAACAUAAGAGUUUAUAAUCAUAAUGAGAUAAAAUAUAAAUAAAUAUAAAUAUAUUAGGACGAAUCACACAGAUUGAGUUAGCCCCAAAGUAAGUUCGAGACUUGUGUUAUGGGAUACUAAUUCAACGAUACUAUAUUUUAUAACAAAUACAUAUAUAGAUAAACAUCCAAGAACCGGGCCAAUCAGAAAAAGAUCAUUUUCCAUCAUGACCCGACCGGGGAUCGAACCCGGGACCUCUCGGUUCAGUGGCGAGAACUUUGCCACUGCGCCACCGAGGUCGUCAAGAUAUAUUUUAUAUUUCCAAAUAUUAUAUUCUUAAUAUUCUGUGCGCGUUUGCAGAUAUUUGGGACUUGCCGUGUUAGCUCGCUGGCAUUUAUUACAUGUAAGAUACGCAGAUUGUCUACGUAUUUUACUAAUACUGCAUUAUUAGAUUAUAGGUAUUAUUAAUAAAACUUAUGUCUAUCAAUAGUCUGAAAUAAACGUAUUACUAUUGAAACAAACAAUGUCACGUAAAUUGCCAUUUCUCAAAGAACAUGUAUUAAACUCUAAUGUACAUAAUCCGUUGUAAAGUAUUUAUUACUUUAAAAUAAUUUCAUUAAAAGUUGAU
Plodia interpunctella (Indianmeal moth) is the source of this 5200-nucleotide messenger RNA. RefSeq names its product connectin-like. NCBI's taxonomy places the organism in Eukaryota, Metazoa, Arthropoda, Insecta, Lepidoptera, Pyralidae. The record is from RefSeq and is a predicted model, not a curated record. Bases 208 to 1722 code for a protein of 504 amino acids. Gene Ontology annotation, molecular function: protein binding. The transcript has 3 exons.